Molecule: messenger RNA, 3204 nt
Organism: Cantharellus anzutake
Lineage: Eukaryota; Fungi; Basidiomycota; Agaricomycetes; Cantharellales; Hydnaceae
Exons: 7
Coding region: 1-3204 (1067 amino acids)
Source: RefSeq, a predicted model, not a curated record
AUGGCGCACCCACUACGCACGAUGCAUACUGUCACCGCAGCGUAUUGUGUGAUAGAGCUGACGUCUUCGCUGGGCCAGUCGAACCUGUCGACUGUCAUUUCACACCGUCCCCUGGAGCUAGCGCAUCUACUUGAGUCGUACAGUUCAGCGGUGGUCCAUCCGUUGACCUUAGCGUAUCGCCAGAUGAACCUUCUGGCCGAUCCCUUGCGUUGCCCGACCGAGUCGGCAUACUUGCGUGAGACAGAUUACUCAGGGGUAGGAGAAUCAAACAAGGACCAUCUGGCUGUUCUUACAUCCUGCGUUCUCGAACCUGGGUGUUCGCACCAUCUGUAUCACUCAGCCCUGACUAGUCGACCAAUUGUGACGAAUCACAUCCGUUUAUCGUGCCAAGCGGUCAAGCCGACCCCUUUAUCUACUCUUGUAGGCCUAUUGACUGUUUCUAUGCACUCCCUUCUCGAGGCAGCACACUGGCAGUGGUCGCACCACUUGGUAUCAGCACACACACUAAUUAAGACUCGUCCCGCUAGUACAUUGCACUGUGCAGACGAGUCGACAUCCUCAUACAACUGGCUGGAUCUCCGUGCAGUACCCACUUGUCAACUCCCUGAGCCAGCAUACCUGCAUGGGCUAUGCUGUUCGCCAGUAGCCCAUCUAUUGAUCUCGGCGCGUUUCACCAGGAUGACACGCCAGGCAUCUGAGCCAGAAUUCACGCAUGUCCACUCAGGUCCUCUAGCUGAUGCAGGUUACCAUCUUCUCGAGCCAGCUCUUUCAUAUGGCUCACACGUGGUUUGUACAUCGUCGGCAACGCAUCCCAUCAGAUCAGCGCAACGUACGGUCAAGCCGCCCUUCCACGACCAGUCGGAUCCACCGGUGGUUCCUGUCCACUGUCCUCUAGAUUUGGCAUGCACCAUGAUCCAUCAUGAAGUUGAGCUGUCAUCCCCAUUUGGUCUGUCAGAUUUCUCGGCAAUUCCUGCGCCAUAUUCCCUUGAGCAAGUACCUUCACGGGUAUGGACACAGCCAGAGCUCGAGUUGUCGCACAUGGAGCCACUACGAGCAUCACUGUCCAUGUCGUGUCCCAAAUCUCUCAAACGGAUAUACACCAUAUCGCUGUGCUUGGAAAUGACAGGCACGAUGCAAGCGCCGCCAUGGCACCAUCCUUGUGAGACGCAGUACCCACCGGAUGUGGUACACCCCACAUCGUGGCAGUCAUCAAGCGUGGUUUUCAUUCAGGUUGUGUGGUCAGCUACACGUCGGACCCGACCAAGAGUGGACCUAGGAAGAGCCCUUAUACCCCGUUGGUGGUCUCAGGUCAUCCCAAGCCUGGCAAAUUACGUGCCACGUGGUGUUGUGCGAAUUCAAGGCCAUGAUCAUCCACAUGGCAUUUAUAAGCAUGGCAACAGCAGCAUUAUGAUACAAGUUGCCUCCUUCCCUGCUGGAAGACUAAACGCUACACCGUGUUACCACAAGAACCCGAGCUCCGACAGAAAAACCGUCGCCAUGACUCGGCCCGAAAGCUCGCAGUGGCACCUCUUCCAGGCCAAUUGCCUAUGCAUCUCUGUGUCCUCAACUACUCCUAGGUCCACAGCCGCAUCGUCAGAUCAGUCAAAUCCGAUCGUCCUACCACACCCUCUGAGAUGGUCAAAUCAUCUGAUCAAACGAGGGAAUCCGCUUCCCAGCCCGGUCCAUUCUGUCUUCCCAGUAUCAUACUGUGUGGUUGGUCUAUCUCGACUAACUUCCGAACCCAUGCAGUCCUUCCGCGUCCUUGCACACUCACCCUCCAUUCAGUCACGUCGGUCCAGUGUAGGUGAAGAGGAGUUGAGCCCUCGAGAUUCAAUGACCGGGUUCUCAGAAAACCAGUCCCUCCGCCAGAGGACCGCCCCAAAAGGGACUUGCAUUAAACAAGUCGUCGGCAAGGUCCUAUCGUCAUACUCGUUAAAUACAGAGGACGAAAGAUUCAACUUGGCAUCAGUGGCUGGGAUGGGAGUUAAAGCCCACAGCGUGGUCAUGGUAUAUCGGAAGCUGCCGAUAACAAUUCUCGACAGCGACCUCCAUGCCUCUGGUUGUGGAGGGGAACUAUCCGUACCUGCAACUGACUUCAGUUCGGUUGGCUACCCUCGAUCUGCCAACCAAAUACUACCGGCUAUCCGGAUCCGACUCAUCGAGUUCCAAGCUGUCGAUCGUCACCCUCUCAGGGAUCUCAGGGAGGCUAAUCCCUUACGUUUUCAUGUCUCUAUUACGACCAGUUCCAAGCCAUCGAUCGUCACCCCCUCAGGGAUCCCAGGGAGGGAGUCUACUAGCCACAGCUUGUUUCCCCAUACGCCAUGCCCGCACUGGUCGUUCCACCACGUAGACUCAAUGAAGCGGGCUAGUCGACGCACGCGUUGUGCCCAAGGAUCUCCUAUCGGAUUGAACUUCGACCUCGAUCGUGGUGCCUAUGAUGGAAGGCUCACUCGCAAGCUAAUAGAGGCCUACAGUUUGGAGCCUCGGCUAUGGCACACCCUCAAUGCGCUGGUCUCUCGAGACCCCACGUCUCCUGGAGAGGAUUGUCUGCUCUCGUUACUGCUGUCUGCAAACUCGCAGUGUUUGGUCAUACCGGCUGCGAACCGUGCCAAGAACGGUGUCUCUGAUCGCUACAGCGCCCCUGCAGGUCGUCGCUCAUAUGCAACGUUUGUAAUAUUCGCAUGGAGCACAAGUACAAGGGAUGACACCUUAACCUGGAUCGUCCUGGAUGCCGUCCCGGGUGCUACUGUUGACUCAAGCCGGAGAUGGUUCCCUCCCCAGCGGACGCAACGGUUUCGACUGUUAGGAUGCCAAACAACCUCACCACAGCCGCCCAGGUUCAGGCCGUGGCUGAGUACCAUGGACAACGGACCCAAGCAGCUGGGCUCAGUCAGCACUGCCAUGGAACUAUGGACACUUUUGGCUGCUACCCCAGGGUCAGCCUUGUUGCCUGUGGUUUCAAAACCGCAUGGUCCCAAAGCUACUUCAACACCCGGUGGCCCCGGAAGUUCCACUACCCAGCAACACCGACCCCAACAGGAUCACCCACCUUAUUACACCCUCGGUGGUGUCCAUCACUACGCCGCGAUGAUCUCUAGGAUAGACCCAACUCCCGGGUUGGACACCAGGUACCGCGCCACCCUGAUGACUCAAGGUGGACUACCAGUGGGAAAACGGCUGCCGAAGAGCAUGGGGAAAAACUAA